AAUGGGCCGUUCGAGCUCAUCCCACGGCCCAGAUCCGUGCGGUGAUUUUUAAUUUUUUCACCUACCCCGGCUUGCAUUACCAUUACCACAGUAGAUGGAAAGCAAAUAUUUACCGCGGGUGUGGGGCAUUUGUGUGUUGCUGUGCUUAUUGCGCGCAUAUGCCCUUGCCUGCAUUGCGCGGCUAGCGAUAGUUCCAGCAGCGGCGGCAAAGAAGCGCGAUCCUUGCCCUAGCGCGCAUCCGCGGCGGCGGCACGCAUCCAAGGCGCCGGCCAGCGACCGGGAUCGACAUCGAAAUUCUCAGGUCAGGGCUUGGAUCGUAGCUCCGGGGAUGGAUUCCGGGGGUUAGGGAUUGCUGCUGGCUAUGCGGCGGCUGUGCCGGCUUGGCGACACUGAGAUCAAUGGUGCGGAGCCACGGCUGGCAGCUGCCUGCGCACGGGUUUCAGGUUGUGGCGAUCACUGUGUUCUUCCUCCUCGUAGUCGCGUAUUUCGUGUUUUUCGCGCCUUUCAUUGGGCCCAAUCCGUGGCAGUAUAUCGUAAUUGGGUGUUACUCGAUCUUGGCACUUGUGGUGUUCUUUCUUUACGUCAGAUGCACAGGAAUCAAUCCUGCAGACUCCGGAGUUUUUGUUGGCCAGAGAUUUCCCGAGCAGAAUGAGUUGAAAGGGCUGGUCUCGGAGUCAUCCGGAAGUGUGGUUCACAGACAUGGAGCGUCGGAAGUUCCCUCCGGUGUCGAGGGCAACAGAGAAAGAGGGCUGCUGUCAGUUUGCUGCGGCCUGAUCUGUGGCUGCCUUGUUUUGCCGGAUAACUGGUGGAAGCAAGAGACAUUGCCUACGCAACUGGACGAAGAUGUCCUUUACUGCACACUAUGUAACGCAGAGGUUCAUAAGUUCAGCAAACAUUGUCGAAGCUGUGAUAAGUGUGUUGAUGGAUUCGAUCACCAUUGUCGUUGGUUGAAUAAUUGCGUCGGUAAGAAGAACUAUCCAAGUUUUGUAGCGCUUAUGGCAGCAAGUCUUAUCUUGCUUAUUUUGCAGUGGGGAUCGGGUAUUGCUGUCCUUGUGCGGUGUUUUGUUCAUGAGGAAGAUACGAAAAGCCAGAUUGUAACGAAACUUGGUAAUGGAUUUACGCGAGCGCCCUUUGCAGCAGUUGUGGCAACGUGUACUCUGGUUUCUGUACUAGCGUCAGUUCCCCUCGGCGAGCUUUUCUUUUUCCACGUUAUACUCAUGAGAAAGGGAAUUACAACAUAUGAAUACGUCGUAGCGAUGAGAGCGCAAAACGAGCAACAAGGGCCAUCCGUGGAAGGAGAAGCACUAAGUGCUCCAUCAUCACCAGGAAGUUCAACCGCGACUGGGAUAACGGGCUCCAGCUCCCUGGGACUUCAAUACAGGGGUGCCUGGUGUACGCCGCCAAGAGUCUUCAUUGAUCACCAGGACGAAGUUAUUCCACAUCUAGAGCCAGGAAGAGUACCGUCAACCGUUGAUCCUGAUUCUGUUCCGAAGCUAGACAAGAAGUCUCAGAAACCACAAGUGAGGAUAAGUGCAUGGAAGCUGGCAAAGCUGAAUCCAACUGAAGCUGCCAAGGCCGCAGCAAAAGCCAGGGAAACCUCGUCGGUUAUAAAGCAGAUACCAGGCAAAGGGGUAGAGAUGGACUACAGUUCAAGUGAUGUAGGCAGCAGCAGAAGCAGUGCCAGUACCGACUUUGCUACAAUGCGUGGGAAAAGAGCUGACGAGGGGCGGUUUUCGGCCUCGAAACUUGUCGUGCCGCGCCCAAGAGAGGAGUACAAUAUCCACUUCGAUUCGGGAGACAACGUGACCUCGAGCAGAAGCAGCAUCAGCAGUCCCAGGCAUGUCUUGAACGACUCGGACGGAUUGAGUCCUCUACCUUCGAAGCCGAACUAUGCUCCAACCGGCACACUGCGCCUGUCAACUCCUCGCUCACUCGGAUCAACACAAGAAUCUACGGUUCGUACCUCCAACCUGAGACCCUUCACUCGUCCUCAGCGGUACACACUUUGGGGGGCUGGGAAAUAUGGUGGGAAUGAUUCUUCGAGCCUGGAUAGCUUAGAGGACAGGGCGUCGGGAUUCCUGGGUAGACCAAAGGGUGGUGACGGGAAGGCGAGUCCGGGGAAGAAGAACUCCGUGUUCUCUUACAUCAGGCAGGCAUGGCCGGAGGUAUCGGUUCCUGCCUCGUCCUACGAUAUAGAAAGCGGGCAAAGAACAGCACGCCCAGCGUUCGUCCCAGCCACAGAGAGCACGUCAAACCUUCCAAGCACAAUGCGAAAGGCUCAAGACGCUCCUCUCCGGAAGGCUGACGACCUCUUGUACCCGGAGAACAGCAUUUUCUUCGGUGGACCUCUUCACGUCCCGGGCACAGGGAAGCCGAGCCCUCAGCAGCAUCAGCAGCAGCAGCAGCAGGAGCAACAACAGCAUCAAACGACGCGUUUCAAUGCUGCUCCCAGAUCGGCCACCGAGUCGGCAGUUUUCCAGUCGGGUAGGCAGCCUUUUCGGGGAUCAGCAGCUCGAUCGUAUUCUCCAGUUUUUGCCCCUCGGUUUUUCAAUCCGGGAGGUGGAGGCUAUCCUCCGGCAACUUAAUGGGUUCUUUGCGGCAGGGGGGACUUUUGAGUUUGGGGAGUUUUCGGGAUUUUUUUUAAGGUGUCUGAUGGCCCUCGUGAAGACGACGUUCUUUUCACAUUCUCGCAGUUAUAUGAGAUGUUCAAAUGACGUGUAGGGAGUUCUAGAUGACUCAGGUCUGUGUACAUUUCAUUCAUGCAACGAACUAAAUUGAUAGUGGAACUUUUCCACGCUUUUAUUAUCACUAAUUUGAUAGUGGAACUUUUCCAA
This is a messenger RNA of Selaginella moellendorffii, 2834 nucleotides long. Its product is annotated as protein S-acyltransferase 21. Gene Ontology annotation, cellular component: endoplasmic reticulum; Golgi apparatus. The transcript is spliced from 10 exons. The record is from RefSeq and is a predicted model, not a curated record. Gene Ontology annotation, molecular function: protein-cysteine S-palmitoyltransferase activity. NCBI's taxonomy places the organism in Eukaryota, Viridiplantae, Streptophyta, Lycopodiopsida, Selaginellales, Selaginellaceae. Bases 399 to 2585 code for a protein of 728 amino acids. Gene Ontology annotation, biological process: peptidyl-L-cysteine S-palmitoylation; protein targeting to membrane.